AUGGAGGUUGAAAUUUUUUAUGUUUGGGGAAUUGAUUUUAUGGGUCCAUUUCCCUCGUCCAGUGGGUGUAAGUAUAUUUUGGUGGCCGUUGACUAUGUGUCGAAGUGGGUGGAGGCCAUAGAUCCUCCUACCAAUGAUGCCAAGGUUGUGGUUAAGUUUGUGAAAAAGCAUUCCUUUACAAGAUUUGUCACCCCGAGAGUGAUGAUAAGUGACGGGGGUACUCAUUUCUAUAACAAGCUCUUGAACAAUGUCUUAUCGCAAUAUGGGGUCAAACAUAAAGUUGCAACCGGUUACCAUCCUCAGACUAGUGGGCAAGUUGAAGUCUCAAAUAGAGAGAUAAAGCAGAUCCUAGAGAAAACGUUGGUUUAUGGGAAAGCAUGCCAUUUACCGGUGGAACUAGAGCACAAGGCUUAUUGGGCAAUAAAGAAGCUGAACUUUGAUGCAAACUUAGCGGGUAAAAAGCGAUUGAUGCAACUGAACGAGCCUGAUGAGUUUCGCUUGCAUGCGUGUGAGAAUGCCAAGUUAUAUAAAGAAAAGACCAAGCGCUGGAAUGAUAAGCAUAUUCAACAUUGCGAGUUCGAACCGGGCCAAUUAGUUCUCUUGUUCAAUUCGAGGUUCAGACUCUUUUCGGGGAAGCUCAAAUCAAGAUGGCCAGGCCCGUUUGAGGUAGUAAGAGUCACUCCACAUGGUGCAAUUGAGCUGCGCAUCUUAGGUGGCUAG
Messenger RNA from Nicotiana attenuata, 720 nucleotides. RefSeq lists its product as uncharacterized. The transcript has 2 exons. Lineage: Eukaryota; Viridiplantae; Streptophyta; Magnoliopsida; Solanales; Solanaceae. Gene Ontology annotation, molecular function: nucleic acid binding. Bases 1 to 720 code for a protein of 239 amino acids. The record is from RefSeq and is a predicted model, not a curated record. Gene Ontology annotation, biological process: DNA integration.